Molecule: messenger RNA, 2026 nt
Organism: Salvia hispanica
Lineage: Eukaryota; Viridiplantae; Streptophyta; Magnoliopsida; Lamiales; Lamiaceae
Molecular function (GO): protein binding
Source: RefSeq, a predicted model, not a curated record
UUGAGGCCCCUCUUUUGCUAAGAAAAAAACCUUUACUCUUCGCCAUAUUAUUGUCUUCACCUGUUUAAUGCUAUAGAGAGAGAAACAAUUCAUACAUAUCCAAAUCUGCGUAAAUGCCACAAUUAAUUCAAAUCCUCACUUUUGAACAACAGGGGAAUCUCUUUUUCUCUUGUUUUCGUUUCAAUUUCGCUCCGGACCUUGGGCGCUAAUCUCUUCUGGGUCCGGAGAUUUAGGGUUUCUUUCAAUUCAAGCUCGUAUGUGCAUUAGGGUUUAGAUUUCUUUGUAAAAAGGGUUUGUAUUAGUGUAAUUAGCCAAUAUGGACGGACGGAGAAUAACGGCGAGCCCCAGGCCUUGCUGUGGCCGGCGAGUGGUGGCGAAGAAGCGCCCGCGCGGCGGUUUAGAUGGCUUUGUCAACAGCGUGAAGAAGCUGCAGAGAAGGGAGAUUUCAUCCAAGCGUGACCGUGCUUUUAGCAUGAGUGAUGCUCAGGAGCGAUUCCGCAACAUUCGCUUGCAGGAGGAGUAUGAUACUCAUGAUCCCAAGGGAUAUUCUUCUUUGUCGUUACCAUUUCUGAAGAAGAGGUCAAAAAUUAUUGAGAUAGUUGCUGCCCGUGAUAUUGUCUUUGCACUUGCCCAAUCUGGUGUCUGUGCAGCAUUUAGUCGAGAGACUAACCAGAGGAUAUGCUUCUUGAAUGUUUGUCCUGAUGAAGUCAUUCGGAGCUUAUUCUACAACAAAAAUAAUGAUUCAUUAAUCACUGUUUCAGUCUAUGCUUCAGAUAAUUUUAGUUCCUUAAAAUGCAGAACAACAAGGAUCGAAUACAUACGAAGAGGCAAACCUGAUGCCGGCUUCCCUCUUUUCGAAUCUGAGUCAUUGAAGUGGCCUGGUUUUGUUGAGUUUGAUGAUGUUAAUGGAAAGGUUCUUACUUACUCCGCACAGGACAGCAUAUACAAGGUUUUUGACUUGAAAAACUACACAAUGUUAUACUCAAUUUCAGAUAAAAAUGUUCAGGAGAUUAAGAUCAGUCCAGGAAUCAUGCUUUUGAUAUUUACAAAAACCCAAGGCGCUGUCCCUUUGAAGAUUCUCUCAAUUGAAGAUGGGACUGUUUUGAAAUCAUUCAACCAUCUUCUUCAUAGAAACAAGAAGGUUGAUUUCAUUGAACAGUUCAAUGAAAAGCUUCUAGUCAAGCAAGAGAAUGAGAAUCUUCAGAUUGUUGAUGUUCGCAAUGUUGAGAUAACAGAAGUUAGUCGUACCGAGUUCAUGACCCCUUCCGCAUUCAUAUUUCUGUACGAGAACCAAUUAUUCCUGACGUUCAGAAACCGAACAGUUGCUGUCUGGAACUUCAGAGGGGAACUUGUGACCUCGUUUGAGGAUCACCUUUUAUGGCAUCCUGAUUGCAACACUAACAACAUAUAUAUUACAAGCGAUCAGGAUCUCAUCAUUUCGUAUUGCAAAGCAGAUUCUGAUGAACCAUUAUCUGAUGGGAUUGCGGGUUCUAUCAACAUCAGCAAUAUCUUAACUGGGAAGUGCUUGGCAAAAAUAAAAGCGAGCAAUAGUCUUCCGAUGAACGAAUGCAACUGCAGUGCAGGUUGUGGGGGGAAGAAGUGCAACUCAAGGAAGCGCAUUCAAGCUUCUAGAAUCAGCACUGUUGCUGAGGCCCUGGAAGAUAUCACUGCCCUAUUCUACGAUGAAGACCGCAAUGAGAUUUACACUGGAAAUAGGCAUGGUCUUGUUCAUGUGUGGUCCAACUAAAGGUGACGAGUUGGAGCCCAUUUUCAUACGGAUGAACAUUUGUUGCUUAAUAGAAUACUAAACCAUUAGUUCCCCUAUCUGAGUUUGUGAAUUUCUGACCCCCAUGAAGGGGGGGUUGUCUAUGAUCAUGAUGCUAUAGAUUUGUAGGCGCCAUGUUUGUUGAUUUACUCGAUUGCGCUUUGGACCUAACUAAGAUAUCAGUAACAUUUGGUGUGUAGAUGUAAGAGACGGUGUAAGAACAGUGCCUUGUUGUGCAAGAUAAUCUUGUUUAUCUGUAAA